This is a messenger RNA of Dictyostelium purpureum, 168 nucleotides long. RefSeq lists its product as uncharacterized. The transcript is spliced from 3 exons. Bases 1 to 168 code for a protein of 55 amino acids. The record is from RefSeq and is a predicted model, not a curated record. NCBI's taxonomy places the organism in Eukaryota, Evosea, Eumycetozoa, Dictyosteliales, Dictyosteliaceae.
AUGUUAUUUAAAUCAAUUGCUAGUAUUUCAAUGUUAAACAAUAAAACCAAUAUUAAAAAUAAUGAAAAUAUAGAAAAUAAUAAUCAAUGUGAUAAUAAAGUCAGUAAAUGGAAUCCAAGAUAUACUUUUACAAAAUUCAAUCUCUUUUCUCAAACCGCUGUAGUCUAA